AUGCUGCGGCUCAGCAAUCUUAGCCGUCGUUUCCUCAUGACAAAAAUCUACUCCAACCCCAUCGAAGCUAUCCAAGACAUAAACACAGGCACUUCAAUUGCUAUUGGUGGGUAUGGCUGUUGUGGAGUUCCUGAAAACCUUAUCCAAGCUCUCAGAGACUACGGAAACUAUGAUUUCACUGUAUAUUCUAUGGGCUGUGGGGCUCCAGGCUAUGGGAUUGAUUUAUUGUUAGAGUCAAACCAAUUAAAGCGAGUCAUCACGUCUUAUCUAGGCUCAAGCACUCUUAUAGAGGAUCAAUAUUAUCAAGGAGUCAUUGAGCUAAAAUUAGUCCCUGAAGGUACAUUAAUUGAACGUAUUAGAGCUGGAGGCUCAGGAAUUCCUGGGUUCUGGACCAGAACUGGGGUAGGCACUGUAAUUGAAGAAGGCGGUUUUCCAUUGAAAUACAAGCCGGGAGGUAAAGGAAUCCAGAUUAUUUCUGAUGGAAAAGAAAGGCGGCUAUUUGAUGGCCAAGAACACCUUUUUGAAGAGUCAAUUAGGACAGAUUUUAGCUUGGUUAAGGCAUGGAAAGCAGACACAAGAGGAAAUUUAAUAUAAAUAUUUUAAAAUAAAUAUUUUUCCAGAAAUUUUAAAAAAUAAUCUUAUUUUUAAUAAGAAAAUAAAAAAAUCUCUGUUAAAUCAUAUUAUAUUUUGCUAAAAAAACUAUACAAAAACACAGCAAUGAAUUUCAAUCCAGAAGUCGCUAUGUGCUCCAAAGUGACCAUUGCCGAAGUUGAAGAAAUCGUUGAAGAAGGCGAGCUGGACCCUGACCAAAUUCAUACCCCAGGCAUUUUUGUUCACAGAUUAAUUAAAGGCGAAAAAUACAUAAAGCCUUUUGAAUAUGUUUACCACCCUUCAAGUGAAGAUAAAACUCAAGUUGACAAUUAUGAUUUAAGAGCCAGAAUUGCUAAAAGAGUCAUCAAAGAAUUAACUGAUGGAAUGUAUGUCACUUUAGGCUUAGGAAUUCCAAGCCUAAUCCCUGACUUUUUGCCUCCAGAUUUGAAGAUUAGGAUCCAUUCAGUAUCUGGAGCCUUAGGAGUAGGUCCAUCUCCUCGAAAUGGAAACCGAAACCCUGAUUUAGUAAAUUCCAAUAGAGAACCAAUCACAAUUUUGCCUGGCGGCUCCACCUUUUCUAGCUGUGUUUCUCUAAAUAUGCUAAGAGGAGGCCACAUGGAUGCAGUCGUCGUCCCAGGUUUCCAAGUAUCAAAACAUGGAGAUCUCGCUAACUGGAUAAUCCCAGGAAAAAUCAUAAAAGGUAUGGGAUCUGCCAUGGACGCCGUCAUCCACGAACAGUCCAAAGUCAUCGUCACAAUGCUGCAUGCCCACGAAGGUAUCCCAAGGAUCGUAAAAGAAUGCACCCUCCCUAUCACAGCCAAAAAAUGUGUAGAUCUACUUGUCACUGAGCACGGGGUGUUCGAUUUUAAUAGAGAAGACGAAAUCACAUUGAUAGAAAUCGCAAAAGGGUCGACAUUAAGCCAUAUAAAAGACAUCACAGGAUGCGCUUUUACAGUGUCCUCUGAUCUUAAAGAAAUGCAGCAAUAG
Messenger RNA from Blepharisma stoltei, 1578 nucleotides. The record is from the annotation of a GenBank genome assembly. Lineage: Eukaryota; Ciliophora; Heterotrichea; Heterotrichida; Blepharismidae.